Molecule: messenger RNA, 1242 nt
Organism: Gossypium arboreum
Lineage: Eukaryota; Viridiplantae; Streptophyta; Magnoliopsida; Malvales; Malvaceae
Product: receptor kinase-like protein Xa21
Exons: 3
Coding region: 1-1242 (413 amino acids)
Molecular function (GO): protein binding
Source: RefSeq, a predicted model, not a curated record
AUGAGCGCUCUUUCAAAUCUUGAGGAGCUUUACCUAUGGGGCAAUACUCUUAGCGGAAGUAUUCCGGAUUCUAUCUCAAAUGCUUCUAAGCUCAGAAUAUUAGAAUUGGAACUAAACUUAUUCUCUGGCCUUAUUCCAAAUGCACUCGGCAAUUUGAAAUCCCUUGAGAUAUUGAGUCUUUGGUCUAAUAAUUUGACCACCAAAACUUCAAUUCAUGAGUCGAGCUUUUUCAAAUCCUUGGAAAAUUGCAGUUACCUGAGAUUUUUACUUCUAUCAUCCAACCCAUUAAACUGCGUUCUUCCAACUUCACUCUCAAACCUCUCCAAAUCACUUGAAGAAUUUAAGAACAAUAGGAAGGUUAAAAAAAUCCAACUUUUGGAUUUUACUGGAAAUAAGCUACAAGGCCCUAUCCCACAUGAACUUUGUGGCCUAAAGAGAUUAUACGGGUUAUCAUUAGCUGCUAAUGAGCUUGAUGGACCUUUACCCGCAUGUUUGGGUGAUUUGAUUUCUCUGAGAAAGGUAGAUCUAUCCUCCAACAAAUUGCAUUCAUCAAUACCUUUUAGUUUUUGGAGCUUGAAAGAUAUCUUAGAAGUAAACUUGUCAUCAAACCAUUUUAAUGGUUCACUUCCGUUUGACAUCGGAAAAUUGAAGGUAAUUACAAAUUUGGAUUUGUCAAGAAAUUUUUUCUCAAGUGAUAUCCCUCCCACUUUUGGAAGUCUCCAAGAUUUACAAGUUUUACUUCUUUCUCACAAUAGAUUGCAAGGUCCUAUUCCUGAAUCAUUGGAUGACAUGCUAAGUUUGAAAGUGUUGGAUUUAUCUAAUAACAACAUCUCUGGAUUCAUUCCCAAAUCUUUGGAAAGACUUUCCUAUCUAAAAAUUUUUGAUGUGUCUUUCAAUAUACUAGAAGGUGAAAUCCCAAAUAGCGGAUGUUUUGUGAACUUCACAGCGAAAUCAUUCAUGAACAAUUAUGCACUGUGUGGCUCACCUAGAUUACAGGUCCAACCUUGCAAGAAUAACAUUCCUCGACAAAACAACAAGGCCCUUCUGAAUGCUUUCAAAUAUAUUAUCCCAGUAUUUGGUUCUGUUAUCAUUGUUGUAGCUCUCAUAAUUGUCUACAAAAAAUGGAAAAACAAGAGUACAAGUUUGGCAAUUGUUGAAGAUCCGGAAGUUUUGGCUCUGUAUACAAAGGAAUACUUGCAGAAGGGACAGAAGUCGCAGUCAAGGUUUUCAACUCGGAUUUAG